GAAAUUUUGUCGUCAAUGUUGCAUAUCCCCAUACUUCUCUUUUUCUUCUAAAUUUUCCACCUUCUAGAAAUGUAUUAAUAUGAUACGUUAUAUUGAAUUGACUAAUGACUAGUACCAUAUAGCAAUAUCAUAAAAGGCACUCAAUAGAUUCUAUGCGCCUUAAUUUUCGUUCACCUUUUUUUUUUCAAUUUAAUUCUGCCUAGAGUUUCUUUGACGUGAGAGAGCUCUGCAAUGGGAAAUCAGAAGAAAUUUCCAGGCAUAAGUGAGGAAUUGCAGAAGAUAUUGGAUGCAGAUAUGGACAACGUGGAUGCCAGACGUCGUGCUAGGGAGGCAUUUAAAGAUAUUCAGCUUUCAAUUGAUCAUAUCUUGUUCAAGGUGCCACAUGCUGGAUUGAAGAUGGAGGAGUCUUAUGAUGUUAAUUCUGGAGGGCUGGAAAUCUUCUCCAAAAGUUGGCUUCCGGAGACACGUCCCAAAGCUGUUGUCUACUUUUGUCAUGGUUAUGGGGAUACAUGCACAUUUUUAGUUGAAGGCAUAGCAAGGAAAUUAGCAUCUUUUGGUUAUGGAGUAGUCGCGAUGGAUUACCCUGGAUUUGGUCUUUCAGAAGGUCUUCAUGGCUAUAUCCCAAGUUUUGACAAGCUGGUCGAUGAUGUUAUUGAGCAUUAUUCGAAAGUUAAAGAAAAGCUGGAGUUACAUGAUCUACCAAGCUUCCUAUUUGGGGAAUCCAUGGGUGGAGCUAUAGCUUUGAAAGUGCACCAGAACCACCCUACUGCUUGGAAUGGUGCUGUUCUUGUGGCACCUAUGUGCAAAAUUGCAGAUAACAUGGUUCCACCAUGGUUAGUAACACAAAUUUUAAUUGGCGUCGCAAAGUUCCUCCCAACACAGAAGCUAGUUCCGACGCAGGACUUGGGAGAAUUGGCAGUCAGAGAUGCAAAGAAGAAAGAACUGACUGCCUAUAAUAUCAUCUCUUACAAACAUAAACCCCGUAUACGGACCGCCCUGGAGUUACUGAAUGCCACCCAAGAGAUAGAGAGACUACUGGAAAAGGUCUCUCUGCCAUUGUUAAUCUUGCACGGAAAGAAUGAUAUGGUGACAGAUCCAUCGGUUAGCAAAGCACUGUAUGAGAGGGCAAGUAGUUCGGACAAGAAACUGAUCCUUUAUGAGGAUGCUUAUCAUGCCUUGCUUGAGGGUGAACCGGAUGAAAUGAUACUUCGAGUUUUUGGUGACAUUAUUUCAUGGCUGAAUGAGCAUACCAUCUCCUAGCCAUUUCUGCAAUUUCCUUUUUUCUGUGUUUAGGGGGAAAGUGGGGAAGAUCUGAAAGCAAGAAACUAAUUAAUUUAUCUGGUAAGAAUGAAUGGUAGAACAAAUGAGGAAGUUAUUUCAUUGUGUAACAUUAAAAAGAACCGAACAAGGUUCAUUUAUGUGUACAUGAAAAUAAGAGUCUGAAACCUUUUUAAUCA
This is a messenger RNA of Nicotiana tabacum (common tobacco), 1457 nucleotides long. Its product is annotated as caffeoylshikimate esterase. NCBI's taxonomy places the organism in Eukaryota, Viridiplantae, Streptophyta, Magnoliopsida, Solanales, Solanaceae. The record is from RefSeq and is a predicted model, not a curated record.